CAAACCUUGAGUUGGACUGUGACAGACAUGGAUGUCGCUCGCAAAAUAAAGGCGAAAGUGUCCUCUGGCUUCAAGAUGCGGGGACUUAUACCACGACCGUAUGUAUUUCAUGAAUAAGUAAACGUUGUUAGAGUUUGUUCAGCUCAUAUUGUGUCGCUAGUGUGUUUUUACGGAGUGGUUUUAGUGUUUUCUCCGGGUGAAGACAGGAUGUUCCUUAUAACUUCACACUAGAGCUGUACUUAACCUGCACUGUUUACCUCGUAAUCAUCUUUAUUCCCAAAGUUUGUCCUUAGCGUGACACUUAUAGAAGUAUUAUACGUCCACAUAGUUAAUUAGUUUUGGGUUUUUGUCCAGGACAGUUUGCUAUGAGAGGACAAAGUGAAGAAACGCUACAAAAUGGGAAUUCUCCUUGUUGUUUUGUGCUGCAGUGAAGCCUGUAGAUACCUUGUGGAGGUGUUGGAGUCUGUCAAUGCUUCUGAACUGGAUGAGAUCAUUGAAAAGGUCCUGGAUGCAGUAGAAAAGCAACCUUGUAAGUACAGCACCAUCUGUUUCUGUAGAUCUGUGUAAUGCAGAAUCUACUCAGUGUAGCAUUAAAUGUUUUGGUGUGUCUUCAAAAUGUGUAAGUUGUGACCAGAGUAUGUGUGUUUUCUUACAGUGUCCUCUAGCAUGAUAGAGCUGUCUGUGGUGGAAAGCGCUGUACAGGAUUGCACUCAGUCUUGUGAUGAAACCAUGUGAGUACUUUGUUGAUAAAUCCAGACAGAUGCUCCUUGCAGAUUAUUAGAGCUUUUUUUGUGAUUUCAACAUCUGACAUGAUGAUUUUUGUUUUUAUAAGAUUAUGUCCCUGCAGCAGCAUAUAUCCUGUCGUUUGAAAAUGCACGACUUACGCCACACUGUUGAAUUCCAGACUAUAUUUUGUCUUGUUUUUGCUACUUGACCUAUCUUGUAGUGCCAUGUCAUUAUCAUCUUUCAAGUUCUGCCAACUCUUUGCCUACAAAAGUUGUUUGUCUUCUAGAGAUACUAUUUUCAACAUCAUCGGAGCUUUUGACGUGCCUCGAUACAUUUACAGUGUGGAGCGGAAGAAAUUUGUACCGUGAGUCAAGAGACAAAUCCUUUUUUUCCCGUCUGCAGUAAACCUUUUACACCAUAAUAUCUACUGAAUGCAUUUCUAUACUGCUAAUGUGAAGUAGAGUCUCAGAUAUGUUUUUCUUGGUACUGUCUUUCAGUAUUAGUAUGACGAGUCAUAGAGCCUCCAGUCUGUGUGGUUUGGCCAAAGACAAAGCUGAACUCUUCAGAGAGCGCUACACCAUCUUACAACAGGUUAGUGGAAUUUGUUCAUUGUUAAAUUUUGGUGAGCAAACCCACUCUGCUGCAUUAUUGAAAUUAAAGAGACAUAUCUUUUAUAGCGUACACAUCGGCACGAGCUCUUCACUCCACCUGCAAUAGGAGCUGCUGUUGAAGAGGGUCAAAACAAAUUCCAGGUAUAAAACUAAAACCACAGUAACUUUUACCUACAUUUGUGCACAGCUGUUAAAGUAAUUGGAGAUGGACUGAGAGGUUGUUUCUUUUUCUUUUUCAGCUGAAAACAAUCGAAGCGCUACUGGGGAGUACAGCCAAACUUGGAGAGGUGAUUGUACUGGGGAUGGUCACACAACUGAAGGAAGUGAGUUUAAGUGGUGAAAAGCUGAUUUGGUUUCUACUCUACUUUUAUGUGUCUGAACAUUUCUUAUACUUUUGAAGGGUAAAUAUUACCUGGAGGACCUGAGCGGAACAGUACAGCUGGACAUGUCUAAGGCAAUAUCCUUUUUUGAGUUUCUCAGAGCUUUUCUUGAAAGAUCAAAACUUUCUAAUGAUAAAUAAAAUGCUGUAUUACUUUAAAAUCAGCAUUUUCCUUAUCUGGGGUCUCACCAGUUUCACAAUGGUCUGUACACGGAAUCCUGCUUCGUAUUGGCAGAGGGUGAGAGAACGACUUCUUCAAUUACAUGAUUAAAAACAGACUAAUGUUAAUUAUGAAUUGAACAAAAAGGGAUCAUAUGUUCAAUUAUAAGAUUACAAAUGUUUGCUCUGCAGGUUGGUAUGAAGACUCGGUUUUCCACGUCAAUGGCUUUGGAUUUCCACCAACAGAACCCUCAUCAGGCACAAGGUGGGUGGAUUGGAAGUAAACCCUUCAAACAGACUGUGAGUUAAUGAGGUGUCAGUGUAACUAAAUGUGCAACCUGACAUUGGAUAUCAGGUGAAGUUUGUAGUAUUUACAUGUCCAAAUUAUUAAACCUGAAGUGGUUUUACAUUUCCCCCCCUACUAAUGUGAUCUUUAUGCUUUUGCCAGAGCUUACUACGGGGAUAUUAAUUUCUUUGGUGGUCCAUCCACAACUUCAGUGAAGGCCUCGGCCAAGCUGAAGCAGAUGGAGGAGGAGAAUGAGGAUGCCAUGUUCGUUAUCGUCUCUGAUGUGUGGCUCGACAGUGUUGAGGUCAUGGAAAAGCUGAACAUCAUGUUCUCAGGUCUGGCAUUGAAUCAUGAGCUUUGUCUUAGCUAACAAAGAAGAAAAUAAACUUAGUGAGACAAUAAUCAACAUAUUUUUUACUUUUUUUCCCCCAGGCUAUGCUUCAAUGCCUCCCACAUGUUUCAUUUUUUGCGGUAACUUCUCCUCUGCCCCGUAUGGAAAAUCUCAAAUCAAAUCACUCAAAGGUGAGACCGCUGGAUCCUCAUCCCUCGUUACAUGCUGGAGAUUAAAAUCAUUUGUGUGACAGAAAUAAAAAGAUUCAUUUUCUUUACUUUUUUCUAGAGUCCCUGAAGGCUCUUGCUGAUGCAAUAUGCGCCUACCCCAGCAUUCACAGCAGGUAAAAUAUCAUUUCAUUCUCGCUGUAGUCAUGUCUGUUCUAGCUUUACCCGUGCUAGAGUUUAUGGCUUUUAUUAAGAUGUUGUUUUCCUACACUUUUAGUAGCCGCUUUGUGUUUGUCCCUGGUCCCGAAGAUCCAGGUCCAGGCACCAUUCUGCCCCGGUAAGCCCUCAGUAACAUUUCUGUAUAACAGCAAUAUUAGAGUUAUUUUCUGUCCCUUAGACAAAUGUAUAUACAUAUUUUUCCAACAGGCCUCCUUUGGCUGAUCACAUUACAGAGGAGUUCAGACAGAAAGUGCCAUUUUCUGUGUUCACUACCAACCCUUGCAGGUAAAAUGUGGGGCUGUCAUUUUAACGUAAGAUACUUAUUAGAUUUCUUUGUAUGGAAAUUUAUUUAUGCUCCAAUAACUGUCAUGGACUUCGUUUAUUUCUGUUAUUAGAGGCUAGGAGUAAUCUGCCUUGUUUCUUGUCAGGAUUCAGUACUGCAGCCAGGAGAUCGUCAUUAUCAGGGAGGACCUGGUCAACAAAAUGUGCAGAAACUGUGUCAGGUUGCCUAAUAACAACCUCGACAUCCCAAACCAUGUGAGUUUCAGCAUCUGCAAACAAAAUGAUCAGCACACAAACUGAAUUGUUGAUUUCUGUAAGAAAUCGUGUAUGAGUGCAUUUUUAUUCUUGCAAAUAAGAACCAAUUCUUUUUCUCCUCUUCUCUCCAGUUUGUGAAGACCAUCUUGUCUCAGGGUCACUUGACUCCACUUCCUCUCUACGUCAGUCCUGUGUUCUGGGCUUACGACUACUCCCUGCGUGUCUACCCAGUCCCUGAUGUUAUUGUCUUUGCAGACAAAUACGAUCCAUUCAGCAUCACAAACACAGACUGCCUGUGUCUCAACCCGGUAAGAGACGGGAAACAGUGAAGCAAGAGUUCUCAAAAUUAUUCACAGAAAAAAAUAAACUAUAUUUAACAAGCUUGUCUUAAAAAACUAUAUCUACAUUCCCACCAAAUAACUGUGUCAAAAAGUAUCGGCAUCCUAUCCAGUUAAAUAACUUUGCUAUCACCCAUCUCUAAUCUCAGUGGAAUCAUCUUUUGAGAGUUGUAUCUUUUAAGAGUCCAAAUUAAAAUCUUACAGGGCUCCUUUCCAAAAAGUGGCUUCACAUUCAAGGUGUACUACCCAUCCAACAGAACAGUUGAGGACAGGUGAGAUAAGUUUUUAAUGUUUCAAUUUUCAUCAAUCACAGUAGAUAGAUGUGUUUUUGCUAAUACUAAUCAGUUUUAUUUUUGUGUUCACAGCAAACUUCAAGGACUCUAAAAGACAUCGUGGAGUUAGACUGCCUGCCUUUGUAUGAUAGUGUAUACUUAAACUGCCUGGUUAUCAAAUCUCGUGUUUCAUUGUGUAUGUGUGCAUGUGUAUGU
This is a messenger RNA of Xyrichtys novacula (pearly razorfish), 4241 nucleotides long. NCBI's taxonomy places the organism in Eukaryota, Metazoa, Chordata, Actinopteri, Labriformes, Labridae. The record is from the annotation of a GenBank genome assembly.